Molecule: messenger RNA, 2531 nt
Organism: Empidonax traillii (willow flycatcher)
Lineage: Eukaryota; Metazoa; Chordata; Aves; Passeriformes; Tyrannidae
Gene: SYCP1
Product: synaptonemal complex protein 1
Exons: 27
Coding region: 83-2509 (808 amino acids)
Biological process (GO): chiasma assembly; meiotic DNA repair synthesis; synaptonemal complex assembly
Cellular component (GO): transverse filament; central element; male germ cell nucleus
Molecular function (GO): double-stranded DNA binding
Source: RefSeq, a predicted model, not a curated record
GCCCUUUUUAUCCCCGUUCCCCUCAGCGGCCCCCCCGGGGAAAGGGGCUGCCCGCCCGCCCGUCCCCUUUUCCUCCGAGGCCAUGGAGAAAGACAAGCAGUUUAAGCUGUUCGUGCCGCCGCGUCUGAGCUCUGGGCAGCUGCCUGCGGUCAGAAGCCAGGGUUUUAACAAAUGCCCAGGGGACGAUUUUAAGUUGCCAUUCCGUACCCUGAACCGUGGGGAAAUCACAGAUCCAGCUACACUGUCACAGCAAGUAAAACUUUGCUCUGAAGUAGAUGAAGAGAAUAUAGAAACAAUGAACGAAUUGUACUCGAAACUCUACAAAGAGGCUGAGAAGAUCAAGCAGUGGAAACUGAGUGUGGAAUCAGAACUGAACCAGAAAGAAAGAAAACUGCAAGAGAACAGAAACAUUAUCGAAGCACAGCGUAAAACCAUUCAGGAACUGCAGUUUGAAAAUGAAAAACUCCAUUUAAAACUAGAAGAUGAGCUGUGUGAAAAGAAAGAUCUCUUGAAAGAAAGCGCAGCUUCGAGGCACCUGUGCAACCUGCUCAAGGAGACCUGCACUCACUUCACGGAGAAGACCGACAGAUAUGAACAGGAGAGAGAAGAGACGAGACAGCUGUACGAGGAACUCCACAGCAACGUGGAGAGAAUGACGGCGGCGUUCGAAGAGCUUCGCGUGCAGGCGGAGAACGACAGACUGGAAAUGAGUUUCAAACUAAAAGAAGAAGCAGAAAAAAUGGACAAGUUCAAAAGAGAAUGCAAGCUGGAAGUCAGCCAGAAGGCAGAGCAGAUUUCAGCUCUUAUCACCCAGAGUGAUGAAAAAGAUGAUGUGAUAAGAGACAUCCAGGCUCAGCUGCAGGAAUCACAAAAUCAGAUUGCUGGCUUAAUAGAAGAAAAAAGUAAGAGAGAAAUGUUCGAGGAAUCCCAGGCCAAUCAAGAACGUUUGAGGGCAGAGCUGGAGGAGACCAAAACUUCAUUGCAGAAGGCAGAGGUUACUCAAAAGAGCUUAGAGAACGAAUUCCAGACCACGGUGAAAACAUUAAUUCAGGUCACCGAAGAAAAGGAGGCACAGGAAGAAGAAUGUAAAAAAACCAAGGCCUUGCAUGCAGCCCUGACAGCAGAGUUUGAGGCUUCCAUUGCCAGUUUGAAAAGCUCGCUGCAAAAAGAGCAAAAUAGAUCAGAGAAAUACGAAGACGAGUCGAAGCUGCUCGCCUUGGAGCUCAGAAAUAAAUCUGCUGAACUGGAAGAGAUGACCAAGCUAAAAUGUGACAAAGAAAUGCAACUUGAAGAGCUGUCAGAAACGCUGGGGAAAAUGGAAGGACGUCUGCUGAAGAAGGAGGAUCUGGAAGCCGCCGUGGAAAGUUUGCAGAAGAGAGAAGAAGAAACAAAAAAUCUUCUCCAGAUGAGAGAGAACGAAAUCCACGAUUUGAAAGUCCAGCUGACCGGGACAGCUGAAAAGGAGCGAGAUUAUUUGAACCAGCUCUCCACUCUGAAAACAGACCUUGAACAAGAGAUGUUAAAGAACGAACAACUGACAGCGUGCAUCAAUCAGCUUUCACUGGAGAAAGAACAAAUAGCACAAGAGAAAAGCAGUGUGGCUGCAGAACUCAAGGACCUGCAAGAAAGUCACAAGGAGAGUAAGAAGAAAGAAGAAAAUGCAAAGCAGUUGGUUGAAAACCUAGAGGAGGCAAAUGGCCAGCUGAGGAACGAACUGGAGUCUCUGAAGGAGAAAAUGGCCAAGGCAGGGGAAGAGAUCGAGAGUAAACUGGAUGAGAGAGACGAGAACGUGCGUGCCCCACUUACUGUUGAAAAUGGAAUUUCCAGAAAGGCAGAGCAGUUGAAGAUUGUAGGAAAUAAGGUGAAUAAUUUAAAGAAACUGGUGGAAAAUAAAACCAAAUGCAUUGAGGAGUUGCAGCAGGAGAAUAAGGGGCUGAAAAAGAAAAUAACUGCAGAAAGCAAGAAAAGCAGCAUUUAUGAAGGAAAGGUGAAUAAAUUGCAGUUAGAGCUGGAAAACAAGAACAAGCAACAUAAGGAAACAGUUGACAGCUACCAAAAGGAGAUCGAAACAAAAAAAGUAAAUGAAAACAAACUUCACGAAGAGGUAGAAAAGUUGAAGUUGCUUUAUGAUGAGGCAACGAUGAUCCAGAGAGAAACUGAUAUCAGGUGUCAGCACAAGAUAAAGGAAAUGGUGGCACUGAUGGAAAAACACAAGCAUGAAUAUGACAAAAUGGUUGAAGAGAAAGAUGCAGAGUUAAAACUGUGUAAACUGAAGCAGCAGGAGCAGUUGUCAUCAGAAAGAUCACUGGAGAGUGAACUGUCACGUUUGAAGAGUGAACUGUCAGGCCUUAAGGAACAGCUGAGAGCACCGACUCCCUCCAGUGGGAAAUCUCCGGGCUCUGCCCUCAAACUCAAAGCCAUGAGGAAAAUGCACGAGGCGGGAUGGGCUGCGGUGGCCAAAGUGGACAGGAAAAGGAAAAUCAAAGAAGUUGCCAAGUUCUUUGCUUAAAAUGCAAAGAAAUACCAAGUGU